AAAAAUUGAAACUUUGACAUUUUUUGUUGGGGAAGAGAAGAAAAAGAGCAUGUUUUGUUUCGUCUGAGGUUUCAACCGGAAGUCGUCUUGCUUUCCAUCAAUGGAUGAACGAACACACAGAGGAGAGAACCAACACGGAGGGAAUUAAAAUAAUGAGGGCUGUGAUUUUAAAAAUGAGGGGUUUGCUCUUUGUUUUCUUUUAAUAUGGGGUUGAACGAAUACUCUAAUAAUUUUUUUUACCUCCAACUGCACAUGGCUUCUUGGGCUUCUCCCUCUCCCCUUCUUCCCCCUCCUCUUAGUUGCUUCUCAUCCUCCCAUUAAUUUUAUUUUUUCUUCCCCUCUUCCUCCUUUGUUUGUUUUCUUUUUCCCUUUACUUGUCCUUCCCUCUUCUUAAUUAGUCAUCAGUUUUUCUUUUCUUGGGAAAGUCUCAGAUCUACAGCACAAAAGUUUUUUGGCGUUGUCAAUUUAUCCCCUCCUCUGUUCUCUUCUUGGUGGUUGGCUUUCAAUUCACUUCCAUCUCCCAGAAGGCAUAGAUAAUUGCCCGGCCGAACAAUUCCUGCAGACAUAUGCGGUUUUAAUUUCUAAUCGAAUCCCAUCAACUCCUUCUAGACAUUUAGAUGUUGGAAAGAAUCAUAUGCUGAAGAGAAGUUAGAUAUUAAUUUGCCACCAAGCUUUCACGAUGGUCUGUGAGAUGGAGGAUGAUCCUAUCGAAGACAUGGAAGUGGAAGUCCUCCCUUCUAUGUGGCCUGAGGACAUUGACCCUGGAAAGCAGUUCAACAUCGAGGAGCCUGGUGUUGACCAAGACAUGUUGGAGGAAGUCACAAUCCCUGAAAAGCCAACCUUUCUCGACCUCAAAUGGCUCACAGAAUUGGUUGACUUCACAGACAAGGGGUCAGCCCAGUUAUCCCACCUUGUCAAGCACUGGGAGUAUAAGCAAGCGAACGUGGUUCGGCUCUUGAGGGAAGAGCUCGACAACCUCAGCAGACAGAGGCAUGAGGCUGAGCUAAGGGAGCUAAGAAUCCUCGAGGAGCACCGGUUUGAGGAAGACGCAUUCAAUGGGGACACCAAGAGGCAGAUAUCGGUAUUGGAGGAUAUUUACGAAUUCUGGAAGGAAGUUCCAAGGAGGAAGAAAGAUGUUAUUGUCGAGAAUAAGAGGGUUGAGGUUGAUGCAGAGUAUGAUACUGUUAUGUACUGGAAGCAGCGGGCGAUGAACUUGGAGAAACGGCUGGAAGCAAGCGUUCAGAGGGAGCAGACACUCAUGGAGAAGUUGCAAGAGAGCAUGAAGAACUUGGAUGGACAAUCGGCCCCAGCAGAAGACUUAACUCAGAUCCUGAAACGGGCCGACAACUUCUUGCACUUUAUACUCCAGACUGCUCCAAUAGUCAUCGGACACCAGGACAAGGACUUGCGGUAUCGGUUCAUCUAUAACAACUUCCCAACCUUACACGAAGAGGACAUUAUUGGAAAAACGGACAUGGAGAUUUUUAGUGGGUCUGGUGUGAAGGAAAAUCAAGAAUUCAAGAGGGAAGUUCUUGAGAAAGGAAAGCCUGCUAAGAGGGAAGUUACUUUUGAGACAGAGUUAUUCGGUUUGAAGACGUUUCUAAUCUAUGUGGAACCCGUUUUCAACAAGGCAGGGGAGACAAUUGGAAUCAAUUACGUAGGAAUGGAGGUUACUGAUCAGGUCAAGAAAAGAGAGAAGAUGGCAAAGCUCCGAGAGGAGAUUGCAGUACAGAAGGCCAAGGAAACAGAAUUGAACAAAACAAUCCAUAUAACAGAGGAGACGAUGCGAGCAAAACAAAUGCUAGCAACAAUGUCGCAUGAGAUAAGGUCUCCUCUGUCUGGUGUUGUUAGCAUGGCCGAGAUUCUCUCUACCACUAGACUGGACCGCGAGCAAAGGCAACUGUUAGACGUAAUGCUGUCCUCAGGAGAUUUGGUCCUUCAGCUUAUCAAUGACAUUCUUGACCUUUCGAAGGUUGAGUCAGGACUGAUGAAGUUGGAAGCCACAAAAUUCCGCCCGAGGGAGGUCGUAAAACAUGUUCUCCAAACCGCUGCUGCAUCUUUAAAGAAAAUGUUGACAUUGGAAGGACAUGUCUCAGAUGAUGUCCCUAUCGAGGUCGUUGGUGAUGUCUUGAGAAUUCGACAAAUUCUAACCAAUUUGAUAAGCAACGCGAUCAAAUUCACCCACGAAGGCAAGGUCGGAAUCAAACUCUAUGUGAUUCCGGAACCAUCAUUUGCAAGCCGAGAAGGAGGGCAUCAUGCAAGGACAAACCCGGAGCAAUCUACCGCUCUGGAGAACACCACCUCAAAGGAAGAAAAGAAUUUAUUGAGAUCACACUCGAAUAUCACUGAGGAACAUGAGGAUGAGGAGAAACCUCAAGCACCCCAGACAACAGUGUGGAUCCGUUGUGAUGUUUAUGACACUGGAAUUGGAAUACCAGAGAAUGCUACACCAACUUUGUUCAAGAAGUACAUGCAAGUUAGUGCAGAUCACGCUCGGAAAUAUGGUGGGACUGGAUUGGGACUCGCAAUAUGCAAACAACUGGUUGAGCUGAUGGGAGGUCGUCUCACAGUAUCGAGCAAAGAGCACAUGGGAUCCACAUUUACAUUCUCACUCCCCUACAAAGUCUCACCUGUUUGUGACAAUUCUGACGAUUCCGAUGAGUUGCCAAACGUGGCGGAGGACGACAUAACUGCUGGGUUUUUCCAAUUCCAGCCAAGGGCCUUGGGUUCUCUCUUCUUGAAUGGGCCAGCCCAAGUCCAGAAGCUGCUGCCGGGUAAACUGAAUGGGUUCGUGGAUGAUUCCUACAUGUUCCCUGCUAGUAACAUUGUCAACCUCAGGGAGAUUAGGUCCCCUGAGGAUGCCUGCUCGGUAAACAUUGAUGCUGUAGAGUCAACAUCCGACCCCGAAUGCUCGCAAAGUCAAAGUUCACAUCCUGAUGGUGACGCGGCAAACUGUAAAGGGACAGAUAGUAAACCUCCAUUUGGGAAUUCUAGAAGUCAAAGUUCAAGCUCAGAGAUCGUUUCUCGUAUUGAUUCAGAGGAAAGAGGAUCAAAAGUUGACAAUAGACUUGCAAAUGGGGAGACCUUAAAAGAGAUGCAGAGGCUUGAGAAGCCUGAGACGAGUCCUGAGAGCACAUCGAGUGGGAAAACUGAAAGCUUGAAACCAGAAAUGAUUCCAAGGAUUCUUCUCGUGGAAGAUAACAAGAUCAAUGUCAUGGUGACACAAUCCAUGAUGAAGCAGUUUAAGCAUAAAAUGGACGUCGUGAAUAAUGGGGUCGAAGCCGUUCGUGCAGUUCAACGUUCUAGUUAUGAUCUUAUCUUAAUGGAUGUGUGCAUGCCAGUUAUGGACGGUUUGCAGGCUACGAGAUUGAUCCGUUCUUUUGAGGAAAUGGGGAACUGGGAAGCUGCAACAAAGGCAGGAAUCGAGGAACCAUCUUCUGCAGGCUUAUCACCGAACGAACAUAAAUCUUCAGAACCAAGAAAGCGAAUUCCCAUCAUAGCGAUGACAGCAAACGCAUUGUCAGAGAGUGCAGAUGAAUGUUUCGCCAAUGGGAUGGACUCCUUUGUGUCGAAACCUGUGACUCUCCAAAAAUUGAAACACUGUCUCGAACAAUAUUUACGAUAAAAGUUUCUCGAGUAUAUUUAUCAUGCUUGUCCGCUUGCAUAUAAAUAUGUAUGGUGAUAAUAUGUAGGAAAGUUUUGUUAUCAGUCGGUGUAUGAUAAUAUAGCCUCAACCACCAUUUGCAUGUGUGA
Punica granatum (pomegranate) is the source of this 3753-nucleotide messenger RNA. The record is from RefSeq and is a predicted model, not a curated record. Lineage: Eukaryota; Viridiplantae; Streptophyta; Magnoliopsida; Myrtales; Lythraceae.